AUGAUGGACAAGUCCACCACAGCAGACGCAACCCCCGCGGAGGCGGCCCUACCGCCAGCGGCCUUCAACUCGGGGCCGGUCGCCCUUUUUUGGCUUGCCUGGGGAGGCUUCUGGACGGUGCUGGUACUCGGCGGCAUGAUCUUCCUGUUCAAGAACCGCCGCAUGCCGUUCCUCAAGAUCCGCGGCCUGGGCUUGUCGUUUGGCGCCGUGACCCUGCUGCACCUGUACUGGCUCUCCUCCCAGAUCGGCCUCAGCAUCGGCGCCUUCGUGCCCGACCACGCCGAGUUCUGGGUCAUGGGUCUCUACCUGCCGUUUGGGAUCGCCCUCUUCCACGCGUCCAACAGCCGCUUUCUCCACGUCGCCCAGGCCCAGAAGAGGUACGCCGAGAAGGCGGCCGUCUAUUCCGGUCCCGAGAAGCAGAGGUGCAGCUGUAGGGACAAGACCCUGCUGGGAAGGUUUCUGAAGCUGGACUACUCCACCAGGAUUGUCGUCGUUGUGUCUUUUGGGAUGCUGCUACAGCUCAUCUUGACCGUCACCAUGUAUCUCGUCUCCCGCAAAUACCACCCAUCGUUUGGCAUUCCAGGCACCGAGGUCACGGGUACCCCUUUGCAGCAGAGAAUGGAGAGGGGCAAGGGAUGGGAGUGGUGGCCGUCCAUCGUCUGGCAGUUUUUCUGGGCUUGGAUGGUCGCCCCUGUUAUUCUUUGGAAAUCUCGUGACAUCAAGGACACUCAGGGAUGGCGCUUGCAGACGUUUGCCUGCUGCAUCGCCAGCCUACCUGCCACCCCCUUGUGGUUGGUUGCAGUUUAUGUCCCGGCAAUGGAGCCUGUGAAUAGAUAUGUCAUACCCUCUCAAUGGAUCUGUCUCUCCAUCAACUUCAUCGAGAUCUUUACAAUCUUCAUCCCCUGCUGGCAGGUGAUCACGCACAAGUCCUUGCGCAAGGAGACACUCGAGUCCAUCGCCAGCUGGGAGGCCAAGAGGCUGGAGAACCCAGAGCGCAGGACAUCCUUCGUCACGGAUUCAACAAAGAUCGGUUCCGCCGCCGGCGUGAGCUGGAAGUUCCUGUCCGACGUCGAAAAGGCGACUGGCCAGUCCGAGAGCGUCUUCACCAUGGGCGCGCUCGAUUACGUACUGGAAAAGAACCCCGAGCCCCUCCGAAAGUUUUCGGCCCUGCGGGACUUUUCGGGGGAGAACAUUGCGUUCCUGUCCGCCGUGGGCGAUUGGAAAUCGGCCGAAGGCAACCGGCAGAGAAGCUCGGGAGCCGACGACGCAGGGACCGCAGGACGAUCCGAAAAAGAAAACGUCCAGGAAGAGGACGAGGCCGAGCUCAACCGCAAGCGCUUCAACGGCGCGCUGCACAUCUAUGCAGAGUUCAUCAGCCCGCGCCACGCCGAGUUCCAGCUCAACAUUGCAUCGCAGGACCUCCGUCGGCUCCAGGACAUCUUUGAGGACGCGGCGAGGAUUCUCUAUGGCGACGGGAACCGACUUGACAAUCCGGCCGUGCCGUUUGAGACACCCGACUGGUCCGGGAAUGCAAGUUUGGCCUCCGCGGCCGGGUCUGGGGAGGGACUUUCUACCACAGAGCCGGACGACCGGGGGCGUGCCCAGUACUUUGGGGCGAUCCCGGAGCAGUUCUCGCCGAGCGUUUACGACGCGGCCGAGACCAGCAUCAAAUAUCUGGUUCUGACUAACACAUGGCCCAAGUUUGUCAAGGAGGGGAGGGCCUCCAUCUCGGAGCAUUCCGCGGAUUCGGCCGAGACGGAUGAUUCUCAGUCGCCACUGUCCAAGAUAUCCGUGUAUCUGAGGAACAUGAGGUACUAG
This is a messenger RNA of Pyricularia pennisetigena, 1818 nucleotides long. RefSeq lists its product as uncharacterized. The transcript has 4 exons. The record is from RefSeq and is a predicted model, not a curated record. The coding region runs from base 1 to 1818 and encodes 605 amino acids. NCBI's taxonomy places the organism in Eukaryota, Fungi, Ascomycota, Sordariomycetes, Magnaporthales, Pyriculariaceae.